AUGGAGCACUCUUCCGCCUCUCCUUCGCGCGCUGCCUCGCCUCGCGGCAGCAGCAACAGCAACAGCAACAGAUCUCCUCCGCGCGAGAAGCGCAAACUCGAGUCUUUCCUGACCGAGUCCGGCGAGACGUGGGAGUUCUCACGACCCGUCAAGAAGUCCCGUUCGUCCGGGCCUGGCAUUCACGCCAGCAGCACCGCCCUGGGUUCGCCUACCCGUGUCCAAAGGCCUCCUUUCUCAGCAAUCUCGCCGACUCGCGGCAAGCGGUCUCGCGACCCGUCGGACGAAGAUACCGACGCUCAGUCUCCUUCGCCCAAGAGGCAGAUGACUUCGGUCACAGACCUCGGCGACCAUGCAGCUGUCCUUCGCAGGACUAGCUGGCUAAGCUCUUCUCGCAGCAGAAGAAAGGAGGCUGCAGCAAGUAGAUCCCGCUCUCCCUCGCAGGGCGGCCUACGUGGUAUGUUCGAUGCGGGCUUUGGCGUCAGCCAGAGUUCCGGCUCCGUGGAGUUCGAGGAGUUGCAGGAGCUCCCGGACUAUGAGAGUGACGAAGAGGUCACCAUCGGCCAGCAUGCCGACAACAACCUGGAUCAAUUGGCACCGUUCCAGGGGCCUGCCAUGACUCUUCCUUCUGCCAAUCACUUCCAGGAGGGUCAGGAGUCGAGCUUGCCUGCGGUGGCAUCAAUUGAGACCGACCAGGACAUGGAGUACCAGGUCGGCUCGAGUCACCGUNNCAGGCAUUCGAGACUGUGGUCAGUGGUGAGUACGGUGUCGUUGCUGGCAAUGGCUCGUACGAAGCUACUUCAACCACCAGACCUGUUGUUUGGUCAUCUCUGGACUCCCGACUGGCCUCUGACAGUCGCUCUCCGAGUNCCAGUAACUCGUUACAAGCUUGCUCGUGCCGACAGCAGCGGCAGCGAGAGCGAUGUCGACAACCCACAACUGCUGCGAAGCAAGUUUGCUGGGUUCGCUCAAGCUAAUGCAACGGUCCAAGGCCGUGUUGAGGCACAGCAGCAAUCGGUGAGGGAGCCUGGAAAUACCAGUACCUCAGCCAGCAGUCCCGGCCCUGUCACAGCCGUGGAUACCGCCAAGGCAGCUACCACCAAGAGCUUCGAACCAACCUUGUCGCCAGUCAAGGAGUCCAGUAUCGAGCCUGUGGAAGUCGGCAAAGUUCAGAGAGCUCUUUCACAAGUCCGCAAGCCUCACAGCAUGAAGCCGCCAACCUCGACAGUCAGAAGACUCUCUCCAGCAAAACGUUCACCUACGACUUUACAACCACCUACCAUGGAUGAGCCAUCGCAACAACUCUUAUCCGAGCUCGAGAAGUACGUCAGCGACCGCAGAAACUGGUACGCAAAGCAAGUCAAGCAUGAAAGAGUGAAUGAGGAGGAAGUGAAGACAGAAGACGUCGGCGCACAGUCCAUCCCCACCAGCCACAGCCCACCAAACAUCAGCCACGUCCCGCAACCGCAACCAGACGCGUCCAUUCCACCAGCUCUCGCAUCAAUUAUCACUCGCGCCGUGGAGGAGAAUCAACACAUCAUGGCCGUUCACGCGGCCGAAGGUCCCAGUGAGGACGAUAUUGAUCUCUGGCGCAUCUGUUUGGGAGAACUUGAUGGUCCUAUGGACAUUGACGGCGAAGACGACCUUGCCGUCCAGCCCUAUUCUCGCGAUAGAAUUCGCAAACAACGCGACGAAGACAUCAGAAAGUUCAAGGCUCUCAGAGAUGCGCGUCGCAAAUUCCAGAUUCAACGCAAUCACUUUGACGAAGCACCCGACUCUGAGCCUGCAGUUGUGAACGAACCUGAACAAGACAACGAAGACCUGCUCUAUACCGACCAUCUUCUCGCCAGCUCUGAUGACCGUUUCCAUGCCGAGAAGCUCCGCCUGCAAGCUGCACUCGAGCAUUGGGAAUCGUGCUGGCCAGAUCCAACAACUCUUUCCUCCGAACACUGGACACAGGAAGCCACUACUUUCGCAAGCAACCAAGAGAGCGCAAUAAACUCUGCCGAGAAGCAUUACUGGGCUUCCCGCAGCAUCCAGGCACAGUCUUACGCCGAAGGAAACUUCAACUCUGGCCGCGGCUCCAAUCUCCACAUCUCAUUCUCUCUCAUUGAUUGGAAGAAGAGCAUUGCUACGUCAGAGGAGGAAGCCGCUGCCUUUGCUGAACAAGUCAGCCAAAUCCAGCUUACUGAAGAGGACCAAGAAGCUCCUCUCAGAGCCAAGCUCGCUCUUUUCCUUUCCGAACUUCCCCCUGAACUGGACCAGAAGGUCACAGAAAUUCUCAGCAUCACCAAUCCCGGCAGAGCAAUUGUCAAGUCUCCUGAAGGCAACGACUUGACCCGCAGAGACUUUGCUACUCUCCUUCAUUCCGCAAACUACCGCACCGGCGAGCCCGAAGGAUGGCUCAAUGACGAAAUCAUCAACGGCUUCUUCACUGCUCUUUGCAACGCCAUGAAUGACAAGGCCGGUCAUACCAAGGGCAAAGUGCCGCCAUUCGCAUCCUAUAUAACUGGCUGGUAUUCUUCAGUCACNCAAAAGGGGAUCAACGCCAUCGAAAGAUGGUCACGCCGCAAGGGCAUCAAGGGUGAGAAGCUGCUCGAGUGCAAGCGCAUCUUCUUCCCAGUCAACCCUGGCAACCACUGGUCAUUGCUGGUAAUCUGCCCUGACAUUAAGACCAUUGAGUACCUCGACAGUCUGGAUGUCGGUUACUCUGAGGAGAACCGCAAGAGCGCCCGGUAUAUAAAGCUGGGCCGCCAAUGGCUCCAGAUGGAGCUUGGCAACAAAUACGUCGGGGACGAAUGGAAGGAAGUCGACCGUCGCAGCUCCAUUCAGAACAACGGCUCGGACUGCGGCGUUUUCACCUGCCUCAAUGGCUUCGCCUCUGCGCUCGAACUCUCAAACCCUACCAAGGAGUUCGGACCUGAUCAGAUCCCAUACGCUAGACGCGCUAUGGUCUCCAUGUUUAAUCUUGGAGGAUUCAACAAGCACUUUGAGCUCUGA
This is a messenger RNA of Aureobasidium musti, 2997 nucleotides long. The record is from the annotation of a GenBank genome assembly. Lineage: Eukaryota; Fungi; Ascomycota; Dothideomycetes; Dothideales; Saccotheciaceae.